This is a messenger RNA of Daldinia vernicosa, 2309 nucleotides long. RefSeq names its product cytochrome P450 4V3. The record is from RefSeq and is a predicted model, not a curated record. NCBI's taxonomy places the organism in Eukaryota, Fungi, Ascomycota, Sordariomycetes, Xylariales, Hypoxylaceae. Gene Ontology annotation, molecular function: heme binding; iron ion binding; oxidoreductase activity, acting on paired donors, with incorporation or reduction of molecular oxygen. The transcript is spliced from 4 exons. Bases 428 to 2125 code for a protein of 565 amino acids.
CCUGGCAAUGCACUAUCGCGUACGCCGUACGUAUUCGUAUAGAGACGCGCUACCCCUGAAAUUUCCAUAUAAUCUUACAUUUUCCCUUCCAACAUCAUAUAGGUCCAUUCUUUACUAUGGUAGGCGAGUGAAUGAAUUAAGGGAGUCUUUAUUAAUAUAACGAGGAAUCCGUGCACAUAAGGCACAGCAAAAAUAUAUGUUAAACCGAGAGAUCCGAAGAUCUUUACUCGGGCACUUUUACAUACCUACCUAAUCUAGUUAUCUAUUAUUAGGUAACUAUCAACUUCUGCAACUAAUUUCACUCUGGAACAUUGAAUAACGUGGUGAAUGCUUAGGUACCUAAUCUACAUAAUAUGCCCAUGGCUACAUUUUAACUCGAGAUACACCUACAUUUUCAAGCCUCUUUAAGAUCGCUUGAGACAGCAUCAUGAUGGCUGAUGUUGUGUUACCACUUGUGCGGGGCUUUUCCGCCCUAUUCGCCGUUAUCGUGCUGCGCUUCUUGUAUAGGGCAUACAUCGAACGGAAGCGAGUAAGAAGUUUAAAAGCCCAAGGAAUCCCCGUAUUACCACACUCGCUACUAUUCGGACACCUUCCCGUCUUCGCAGCCUUUCGAGCGUCUCGUCCUCCAGAUGUUAAUAUAUAUGAAUUCCAUCAUUGGCUCAUUGAAAAUGUCAGCAAAUACUUCCCUGGUCAUGAGUAUUUGCCGCCGGUGGUUUAUUUGGACCUGUGGCCUGUGUCAAGGUCUCUCGUACUUAUAUAUGACGCCAUGGCUGCGGCUCAGUGCACGCAGGUCAAGAGUCUCCCUAAGGACCAGGUUCUCUCUGAAUAUAUGCAGCCGCUGACGGGAAGCAUGGAUAUCGUUUCGGCGGAAGGGGAACUAUGGAAGAAAUGGCGGUCCAUAUUCAAUCCCGGCUUUAGCCAACGGAAUCUAACAGCUCUGCUUCCAGAACUCAUCGAAGAGGCCCAGAUAUUCGCAAAUGGGCUCAAGGAUCAAGCUGGUCAAGGAGGGGAGUGGGGAUCGGUAUUCCAACUCGAGAAAAAGACGAUCAACCUGACUUUCGACAUUAUUGUGAGGGCAUCUGUAGGUUUUCGGUUACAUGAACAGUCAAACCCAUCAGAUAGCCCCUUCAAGACCGCCCUGGUAGACCAACUUCGGUUCAUGGGGAAACUAUCAAAAACCCCAAGAGCAUUCCAUUUCAGCCAGCGUCUCUGGCAUCGGAGAUCUGUUGAAAGAAACAACCGCACUAUGCGCGAGUUUCUGCUUCCGCAAAUAGAAAAAAGGCUACAGUCAGACGUCAACGCCAGCCAAAAGAAAACAAUUGUCGAUCUUGCUAUGCAGUCUAUCGAAAAGGAAAAUUCAGGUACUUUCAGGGGAAAGCUCGACGCCGAGUUUGUCGAUAGACUCAUAGCGAAUUUGAAAGCGUUUAUGUUUGCUGGCCACGAUACGACCUCAUCGACGAUCUGUUUUAUGGUAAAGAUACUGCAGGAUAAUCCGGACUGCUUAGCGAAGCUCCGAGCCGAGCAUGAUUCCGUCUUAGGACCUGACCCAGAGAAGGCUAUGGAUGUUUUGAUCGCAUCGCCCCACCUCUUGUACUCGCUCCCGUACACCUUAGGCGUCAUUAAGGAGACUCUAAGGCUGCACCCGCUCGCUGCGACGGUUCGUACUAGCGACAGUAUCCCAGGGUUCUCAGUCAGCGCGCCAGGCUCGCCUACCAGGUAUCCUAUGGAGGGGUUCGGACCUUGGGUGGGGGUAUCGGGAGUACAUCGCAAUCCUUAUUAUUGGCCACGACCAAAUGAUUGUCUUCCUGAACGUUGGAUGGCUGCCGAGGGCGAUCCGCUGUAUGUGGCUACUAAAGAAGCAUGGGUGCCGUUUUCCCUAGGACCAAGGAAUUGCGUUGGAAUGGAGUUGUCGAUGGUCGAGUUAAGAUUAGUCGCCAUAUUGAUAGCUCGCACGUUUGACAUUGAGGAGGCAUGGGAAGAAUGGGACAAGAAGCAAGGUCCCAAUGCUACGCCCACUCACAUUGUAAACGGCAAACGUCUCUAUGGUGUUGGAGGUGGACCGGUCCACCCGAAGGAUGGUAUGCCAGUACAUGUGAGGCUACGAAAUCAUAAGCUAUCCGUCUGAGAGUGAUGGACUAUCUUAUUCGUGAUGUAUAAAUAUGACGAUCAGUUUCCAGAUUUGAGGAUCUGAUUGCUAUUAUUAGCGUACUUAAAUUCACUUGUACCUAUUACAUCUAGAUUAGAAUAUUCUUUAAAAUCCAUGAUCUCUGUUGAGGCUACUUGUGGCUUAUUCCGAGCAUGUAUUGAAA